UCUGCUGCGCCGUGCGUGCGCACUUCUACCCUGGUUGGGGCGCUCGGGGCUCGCGGCUGCACCAUGGACAUUAACCAGCCCAAGCAGGAGCACCUGCUGGCCCUGAAAGUGAUGAGGUUAACAAAGCCUACCUUGUUCACUAAUAUUCCAGUGACUUGUGAAGAAAGAGAUUUGCCAGGUAAUCUAUUUCACCAGCUCAUGAAAGAUGAUCCUUCUACUGUAAAAGGAGCAGAAGCUUUGAUGCUAGGAGAAAUGCUGACUCUGCCUCAAAAUUUUGGAAAUAUAUUUCUGGGAGAAACAUUUUCCAGUUACAUUAGUGUACAUAAUGAUAGUAAUCAAGUUGUCAAGGACAUACUGGUGAAGGCUGAUCUUCAGACAAGUUCUCAGCGCUUGAACCUGUCAGCUUCUACUGCUGCAGUGGCAGAACUUAAACCUGACUGCUGUAUUGAUGAUGUGAUUCAUCAUGAAGUGAAGGAAAUAGGAACGCACAUCUUAGUUUGUGCAGUAAGUUAUACUACGCAAACAGGAGAGAAGAUGUACUUCAGAAAGUUCUUCAAAUUUCAGGUACUCAAACCAUUAGAUGUGAAAACCAAAUUCUACAAUGCAGAGAGUGACCUCAGUUCUGUGACAGACGAAGUGUUUCUGGAAGCUCAGAUUCAGAAUAUCACUACCUCUCCAAUGUUUAUGGAGAAGGUUUCUUUAGAGCCAUCCAUCAUGUACAACGUUGCAGAACUGAACACAGUUGACUCAGCACCGGAGAGUGAGUCAACUUUUGGAUCAAGAACUUAUUUACAACCUAUGGACACACGUCAGUAUUUAUACUGCCUGAAACCAAAGCAGGAAUUUGCAGAGAAAGCUGGAGUAAUAAAAGGUGUCACUGUGAUUGGUAAACUAGAUAUCGUAUGGAAAACAAAUCUAGGUGAGCGAGGAAGAUUGCAAACCAGCCAGCUUCAAAGAAUGGCUCCUGGUUAUGGUGAUGUAAGGCUUUCUCUGGAGACAAUACCAGACACCGUGAAUUUGGAAGAGCCUUUUGAUAUUACAUGUAAAAUAACAAAUUGCAGCAGUGAAAGGACUAUGGAUCUGGUUUUAGAAAUGUGCAAUACUAAUUCCAUCCACUGGUGUGGAGUUUCAGGAAGACAACUUGGAAAAUUACACCCAAGUUCCUCUCUCCGUCUUGCACUUACGUUAUUGUCUUCAGUGCAGGGAUUGCAAAGUGUCUCUGGCUUAAGGCUUACUGACACAUUUUUGAAGAGAACAUAUGAAUAUGAUGAUAUUGCACAAGUCUGUGUUGUUUCUUCGAAAGUCAAACAAGAAAGCUGAAGAAAAGUUUUAUUUCUGCUGUUUGUUUUUUGGACCAACUUCUUGUGUUUUUGCAGUUCAAUCAUAUUGUGUGAAGAGAAGAAAAACCCCGAUAUACCUGUAAGCACAAGUUGCUUAUUUAAUUUCUCUCAGCAUCUUUUUGAAUGUUUUAAAAUCUCCUGAAAAGAUGCAUAUGCAUCUUAAUGAAAAUAAA
Lagopus muta (rock ptarmigan) is the source of this 1513-nucleotide messenger RNA. It is a transcript of the gene TRAPPC13, whose product is annotated as trafficking protein particle complex subunit 13. The transcript has 13 exons. The record is from RefSeq and is a predicted model, not a curated record. Bases 64 to 1320 code for a protein of 418 amino acids. NCBI's taxonomy places the organism in Eukaryota, Metazoa, Chordata, Aves, Galliformes, Phasianidae. Gene Ontology annotation, cellular component: TRAPPIII protein complex.